AUGCCCGAAUUGCCCUGGGAGAUCAUCAGUUACAUCGUCUCCUUACUCGACAGGCACACGCUCACACAAGCAGCGCUCAUCAACAACGAGUGGAACGCAGCAAGCAACCCUCGUCUCUGGAGUAACCUGAGGUCAUCCGCCCUCGAAGACAACCUCAUCCUCCAAGGGCCCUUCAAGCAGGGCCUGGACCGCAAUAAGCGCCAUAUUCGAAAUGUCAGUUGCGUCUGGGGCGCCUCUCUGCUUCUCUCCUUGCUCUCGGGCGUCCUUCCCGACCUCGACCUUUCCAUCUUAUCAUGCAAGCCAGGACUAUACGCAUCCGUCGGCGACGUGAACCCGCUUUUCUUGAUCCUGGAGUCGAGUCCUCGCUUACGAACACUACGCCUGAGCACCUUACCUUCACCAAUUGAGAAUGCGGAAAGGCUUUUGUUGACGAUUGCCCGGUGUCUUCCACUGCUAUCGACGCUGGACUUGUUUGCUGACGCCCUCGUGUUUGUGCCGCCCAUUGUCGUGCGCAAGUUUCUGGAAACUUGUUCGCAAGAACUGGAGAUCCUGUCGCUCAACAUCACCUUUUGCCAACUUAGUUUCAACGACGAGGAGGCGAGGAUGUUGAAGGAGCCUGUUCCUGGAAGCAAAGCCCAUCCCAACCUCAAGUCAUUCACCCUUGCAAUCCAACACAACGUUCGCCAGAGUGAACUGGUGGAGGCGCUCGUUCUGGAAGGCUUUUUGAGUUCUUGCCCCGGGUUGGAGACAGUUUUUGAUUGUGCAUCAGUCAGUUUGCCACGGCGGUCAUGGAUGGUCGACAACCUUAUCAUUUUCAACACUGUUCGCGGAGUUUUGGGCGACUAUCACUUCACUCGACUUGUUGUUAACUCAUCAUCGCCACAUCUGCAUGGCGACGCACUGCUGGCGGCGGAGGUGUCGCGCUACAAUGUGCCUCAAGGCGGGAGACAGGUUGCUUACAGGAAUAUUCACAUCGGUGUCAGUUGUUAUCCAUCGAUGGAGCUAACCAGUCAAGCACUUACGAGCGCCAGCAAGCGAGGGCUACAGGGGCUAUACAUUGCCGACGGCAGGAAGUUUGCGAGCAAUGACAUCCAAUCGUUCCUCCACCACGGCCGAAGCUUGCGAUCGCUCACAUCACCUCUCCCUCCAACAGUCAUGGCAGCGGAUGUCAUUCAGUCGCAGUGGGCUUGCACCUGGAUCACGGUCCUCAGCAUACAGAUCGGCGGGAUCCCAAGACCGGAUGUCGAGUUUGAUGCUUUGGGCAAAAGGAUCGAAGCAGGAACGCCUCUACACAGUGGGACAUUGGAAGAGAGUCGGAUCAUCCAGAGGAAGGUCUAUGCACAGCUUGGAGUCUUGGUAUCGCUGCAGCAGUUGACACUUGGCAACAGUCCCAGUUCACGCAGUUUUAUUGUCGGCACAGGAGAGCAAGGUCCAGUUUACUACAAUCCUCUAUUCCAGACGAACUGCCUCGAAAUGAGUCUGGAGAGUGGUCUUGGGUUGCUUGGGGGUUUGACCGCGCUGCAAUCGCUGGACGUUUCUAGUAUGGCGCACAGGAUCGGCGAGGAUGAGCUGCGGUGGAUGGAGAGUCGAUGGCACAGCAUGAGAGAGUUGAUUGGGCUGAACCGGAAGAAGAUCGACGCGAUCUGGCUGAGCUUGUACGAUCCUGAUAUUGAAACAGUUCCCUGCGGACACAAGUUCGCCAUCGAUCCAUUGCUCUUCCAGUCAAUCCCAGAACUCGUCCAAGAGAUUGUCGAUAAUCUCGCCCUCCAUGACCUGACUCGACUCGUUCGCGUCAGCAAGGAGUGGUACUACGCAUAUACCCCACACAUAUGGCGAGAUAUCAAGAUAUUUGCAACACAACAGCAGUCCGCGUUCGUAGAACCAGCCGCUCAAGAAGCACUCAUCCGCAACCGCGACCUUGUGCGUCUCUUCUGGUGUCGCGCUUCUUCGUCUGUGAAUCCACUCGCUGCUGUUGGCAACACGUAUGGACAACAACCCCUGCGCCUGACGGAUAUCUGUUUUCAGACGGAUAUUUAUGACACCGAGGACCAGGAACCCUUGUUUGAGUGCUUGAUCGCUGUCCUGGAGCAGUGUCCCUUUCUCGUCGUUCUUGAUAUUCCCACCCCACCUCCUGCUGGCGUCGUUGUGGAGAAUCUGCUCAAGUGUAUUGCUCAGUCGUUGCCUCACCUUCGACGCUUGACACUGUUUACGGAGGAUGAGCCUUUCGUUCUACCUUAUGCCGUCAAGGAGUUCCUCGAAACUGUCUCUACAGAGCUGGAGUACCUGUCAAUGGGAAUCGAGUUCUGCCACGGCAAUAGCACUGUCAACGAUUUUUCCAUUGGUUCUGUCUGGGUUCUUGAGGGAUGUACGAAUCUGGAGGUCAUCGAUAACCAGAAGCAUCAGUCGGCGCCUUGGGAAAGUUGGGUCUGGAAUUAUCCGCCUCUCAUCGAUAUUUUGGAGUCUUUACUGGGUGUUCGAUGGAGGCAGUUCCAUGUGGGACAGGCGGCAAGUCCAAGAUCGGACGAGGGUAUUUCGAAAGCGAUUACGAGCAUUGUUUCUAGUACAGGCGUCGUCACUUCUACCACUUCCUCCUCAUCUUUGGUUCAGGAAGCUUGGUGCGGGAUUAAUAUCGACAAAUGUCCUUCGUCCAUGACCCUCACCAACGGAGCGAUUUUGUCGGCGGUAACAACACAGUCGCAUGGACCAUAUGUCAUACAUGUCGACAACAGUGACACGAUGAAGAGCGCGGACGUUCAAAUGAUCCUCCGUCAAGGCCGAUCUCUACGAUGCCUCUCAUCUCGUCUGCCUCCUACCAUCCUGGUCACAGACAUGAUUUCAUCCCCACCUUGGUCAUGUCGCUGGAUCACUUACCUCGGGAUCCAAAUCUCGGGUAUCCCGCGUCCAGAUAUUUACACCGACUAUAAGAACAGUCUCGCGCCUACACUUCUCGGCGUAUCGAUGAAGCAAAGCCGUGCAAUUCAACGACAGGUCUAUGCACAGCUCGGACAGCUGACCUUUUUACGAACCCUCAGUCUGGGCGCUGACAGUCCUGCGGCAGAGUUGUACGUCUCAACUGACAAGAACAGGACACCUGUGUUUUUCGACCGCCGAUUGCAAUUGAACUGUCUUGAGAUGACCUUAGAGAGUGGACUGGGAUUGUUGGCGGGGUUGCGGGAUUUAGAGUGGUUGACUGUUGCGAAUAUGGACCAUCGGAUUGGAGUUGCAGAGUUGCAGUGGAUGGAGAAGUCGUGGCCAAGUAUCAAGGAAGUGAAGGGUUUAGUGAGGUGUAGGAACGGGGAUAAGUUCCGGGGUGGGCGGACAGUGCCGUCGGGUUCGAUUGUUGCUCCCGGUAGGGCUUGUGGCUCCAAGGUUGAGGUCUUGGACUGCCCUGUCAAUUUUGCUAUUUCAUAG
Molecule: messenger RNA, 3411 nt
Organism: Linnemannia hyalina
Lineage: Eukaryota; Fungi; Mortierellomycota; Mortierellomycetes; Mortierellales; Mortierellaceae
Source: the annotation of a GenBank genome assembly